UAUUAACACAGUAAUGGUUUAGAGUAAUUUUCAUUGUUUUUAUCCUAAAAGUCUGUUAACAACAAGUCCUAAUUACAGCUUUAAUAAGUCUAGUCAACAUUGUCAUUUGUCAAUAUUUUUAUUGUGAAAUUGUGUAUUGAUUGUGUCUAAAUGUGUGUUGUCUUAUUUGUAGUUUUUUACCCUCUUCCGAGAGGUUUGUGCCCAAAUAAAACAUUAAACAGUACAGUAAAAAAUCCAUUACCCGGACACAGACUCGUCGACAGUAUGGUGGAUGCUCCGGCAUUAAGACAAUCUAGGACCAUCACUUCAGUAGGGAUGGAAGAAUUCGAUGAGAAAGUUAACAGACACGUUUCUAAAUUGGGAAACAUUAAGAGAGACAUUGAUUCCAUUUUUAUGGACAUUGCUGAAAAUCCUGUCAUGAACCUCGAACGGGCCAAGAUGUACAAAACCUCGCUCACCAAAUUUAUGAAACAAUAUGAAAAAGCUUCGGGAGAAUAUGCGGCUUACUUACAGGGUCAGCGGCAUGAAGCUGCUAAGAGAGAGGAAACCUCGAGGGCAUUUAUUGCAAAUGUACUGCAAGAAAAAGUUUCAACAGUAUUGAAACAGUUGAACUCCAUACUUCCAGUUCCUAGGGCGAAAUCACAGAUGUCCGGACACAGCCACAUCUCCGCAUCGUCACAUCUCACAUCUGUGAUACUCCAACACACAGCGAAAGUUGAAGAAGCCCGCGCAAAGCUUAAAUACGCUAAGGAAGAAGCAGAGUUGAUGAGAAAAGAAGCAGAGAUAAAGGCAGCCCAGUGCUUACUUUCGGUCAAGAAAGAAUUUGAUGCGGCAAAAUCAAGUCUAAGUGCUAUUAAGAUGGUUCUUGAUUAUGACAGAAAAUCCAAGAGAACUUCUGAACACUAG
Messenger RNA from Magallana angulata, 906 nucleotides. RefSeq lists its product as uncharacterized. The transcript has a single exon. The record is from RefSeq and is a predicted model, not a curated record. Bases 151 to 906 code for a protein of 251 amino acids. NCBI's taxonomy places the organism in Eukaryota, Metazoa, Mollusca, Bivalvia, Ostreida, Ostreidae.